Molecule: messenger RNA, 1246 nt
Organism: Cinara cedri
Lineage: Eukaryota; Metazoa; Arthropoda; Insecta; Hemiptera; Aphididae
Source: the annotation of a GenBank genome assembly
AUGGAUUCGGAAGUUAAAGUUUCUGAAAAACCUAAUAAAUUUCUUCCGUCACCGUCGACGAAAAUCGUUAAAAUUUCUACCAUCGGAAAAAAAAACGGGUUACAAAAAUUUCAGCUACGGACCUCAAUCAGUAAACCUAACAUAGUCCAACCAGUCAACAAGGAUAAAAUGAUCGCCGUUCCGAAAAUGGACGUUCUUAAAAGCAGCACGCAAACGGUUGUCAAAACUAUGAAUCAAUUUGUUGACGGUGAGCACCCAAAUAGACGGGUAUAACGUUCAAAAGUUUUUAAUCGUUUGGAUUGGCGACGAUUGGUCGAUGUCUCUACAUAAUUUUGGAACUUAAAACUUAAAUGACUCCGUAUAUGUAAUUUUAUUUUAAGACUUGCCUGCUAAUUCGGUGGCUACGGUGACUGACGUAGUGGUGCGCCGAAAUUCGAAAAACGACAGGCCCCAUUGUCGUCUAAGAGCGUCUGGGAACGAAUCGGAAAACGGAAAAGUGAUGUCUGUAGCUGCUGUGGUGGUCCCGUGGGAGGAGCUGACGAAAACGUCUCAAGAACAGAAAUCAUUUGGAGUGACGAGCAGCAGUCUUGUCAGUGACGGUGUCGAAAAAUCGAUAUUAUUCGAUUCCACAAAAGGAGGACCGUCGUCGGCCUCGAAACGGAAAGUGACGGUAAUCCUCGUAUUUGGGUUGUUUCGCAGUUUUAUUAGAUUGACGCAUAAUAUUAUGUCAUGAGUAAAAGGUAGGAAGAUGGUCGCGAGACAUAGAGUCCAAAGUUUUUUUUUUUAGAUUCAGAGCGGAGUAAAAUAUAGGUUCUAAAUAUCUGUGAUCGGCUUUGCGGUUAUAGUAUAGAGAUCUUCCAAAACUUUCAAUACCAUGCUCCACGAUAAACGCUUUAUUCGGAUAAUAUUUUUCUAGAUAAUCCACAACAGCUCGAAGUAGCCGGGAAUUGUAUAAGAUUUUAAUUUUUAUAUACAGGGGCCCACGCUUGAAUUUCGGACAUUUUUACUUUCGUAGAUUUCCAAUGACAUUUCCAAUAGGAUUCAAUCGUUGACGAAGAAUGCUGGUAUCUUCAGGGCCAUUCGCGAUUUUGGCAACGACAAGUCCAACACAAUAAAUCCAUCCAGUAAGGACGUUCCGACGUGCCUACCGGCUGAACAUGAUGGGACGCGUAUGGAUAUAGACGUUGACGGCGUGGUGGUGACGUUAAUAUCGGAUCCAGACGAUCAGAAUUUAUUGGUAACCUAG